Molecule: messenger RNA, 2055 nt
Organism: Cottoperca gobio
Lineage: Eukaryota; Metazoa; Chordata; Actinopteri; Perciformes; Bovichtidae
Gene: fgf23
Product: fibroblast growth factor 23
Exons: 3
Coding region: 273-1082 (269 amino acids)
Molecular function (GO): growth factor activity
Source: RefSeq, a predicted model, not a curated record
AGUCUUAGAAUAAUGUUUAAGGUGGAUGAGUCAAGACGUGUCACCAAAAAUAAGUGUCCAGUCGGGAUAAACAGAGGUGGAAGUGGCCCUUCCGCUGCAGCACACCCGCACAUCUGCUUUGGGGGCGAGUUCUUUUUUCUUUUUUACGCAAAGGAUGUGAGCAGGAGUGGCAUUUAGGGGGCUUUAAAUAGGAACUCUCUCCAAACUUUGGGACAACAGAGCAUCUGAAAACUUCCAGCAGCUCGCAGUGGAAAGCGCCGGUUUGCUCAAGGAUGGACGUCAACAGGAGACUGGGGAUGAGGGAUGCUGUGCUGUCGCUCUUACUCGCCUUACUCCAGGGAUUUCCUCUCGGGGAAACGGCCCCGAACACGUCACCGCUGGUUGGAUCCAACUGGGGGAACCCGAGGAGAUAUGUUCACCUGCAGACAUCCACAGACCUCAACAACUUCUACUUGGAGAUCAGAUUAGAUGGCGUUGUGCGCAGAACUACAGUGAGAAGCUCAUACAGUGUGCUUUUACUGAGAGCUGAGACAAGGGAGCGCAUUGCCAUUCUCGGCGUCAAAAGUAGUCGUUACCUGUGUAUGGAUGUGGAGGGGAACCCAUUCAGCUCGCCCACCUGCCUCAGGGACAACUGUCUGUUCAACCACAGGCUUCUGGAAAACAACCGGGACGUGUACUUCUCCAGUCGGACCGGCAUCCUCUUCAACCUGGAGGGCUCCCGGCAGGUGUUCUCCGCGGGCCAGAACCUCCCGCAGACCUCCCUCUUCCUGCCCAAGAAGAACACGGUGCCGCUGGAGCGCCUCCUGCUGCACAGGGAGAAGAGGAACCAGGUGGUGGAUCCCUCAGACCCGCACAACGUCUACUUUGGGCAGACCGAGGAGGGCUCCGACUCUCGGGCCGUUCCGGAGGACGACGCCGAUCUGGAGACGGAGACAGAGGUGGAGGUGGAGGUGGAGGUGGAGGUCGGGGACGAUGGACGCAACGUGUCCCGGGAGACGCCUCUGGCUCCGUCCACCCACGACCCCUGGAACGUGCACUCGUCCAACCCGGCGAGCCCCCGGAGCACCGGCAUCAUGGGCUGAUUUAAGUGGUGACUUAAUAUAAACUUAGUAUAAACAUAUUAACAGCUGACUUUAUUUUGAAAAACUGAAAAGGAGAUUGAUUGUUUCUUUUUUUUUUCUCCAGUGACCAAAUAAUGUCUUUCAGAAAAACAGUGUUUAAACACUGCAUGUACAAAAUAUUAGACUUGACUUGCAGCCCCCCCUUUUUGCACGAGGUAUAGUGUUACAACGCAAUUCUUUAAUAUUACUGCAGAUAAAUGCAGACGUGGAAGUUAAAUCAGUAAGAGAUGCGUUUUACCUGAAGUAUUUUGGUGAUACAUUGAGCAUAAAGGGAUUUCAACACAUCUAUUGACUAUUUUCCCCCCAUUCAGAAACAGAAUAUUGAAAAAGAAAAUCUUAGUUUUAAUCAUAGUGCCAAGAGCUAAAUCCAUUUCCCAUCCCUAUCCAUUACACUCUCUCAUACCGAGCUAUAGCUUUAGUGAGGAUCCAACUGCUUACCUUAGAAACUAAUAAUCCCCGUCAGCAUGUGUACUUCGGUUUUGUUUCGUGGAAUAUUCUCAUUGAGGUUUUUACAGCUGGUCUGAGAAACACACAGACAGAAGCCUGACAGCCUUCCUCUGGAGUCUAAGUCCUAAGUUUACCCAGUUGGAUAAAGAAGAUUCGAUGUUUGUUUGUCGUUAACCCCAUAUUGCAAUUCCAAAACUACGGAUCACUACACAAUGACAGUGUUUGUUGUGUUCAUGUAUGUGUAUUUGUACUAAUUCAUGACUUGAAAGAAUAUAACUACAGGGUAAACGACCUUUUACAGAAGCAAAUCUGAAGGUGCUGGGCACCACCGGCAAACACUACAACCAGUCCCAAAGAGUAUUUAUUUAUUUAAUUCCAUUCCUUUAUUGUUAUUUAUGGUAUUUAUGUUUUAAAGUUAAAAAUGUACAUAUAAGGAAACAUUGUUCGUCUUUGAAUGUAUGAGUUGGAGAUGCGUUUUUUUUUGGGG